This is a messenger RNA of Daldinia childiae, 864 nucleotides long. RefSeq lists its product as uncharacterized. The transcript has a single exon. The record is from RefSeq and is a predicted model, not a curated record. Lineage: Eukaryota; Fungi; Ascomycota; Sordariomycetes; Xylariales; Hypoxylaceae. Bases 1 to 864 code for a protein of 287 amino acids.
AUGCCGACCUCAAACCCCAAGCCCAAGAAGCAAAGCGGCAUUCCCAAAUCACGAACUUUUAACGUAUUUUCCAGCCUGACGUCUUCAUUAUCGCGCGCAUCGCUAUCCAGCAAUAACAACAACAACAACAGUCGCAGUGAUCUACGUCGCCAGAUAGGAUCGCCCAUAAUGGCUCCUCCCAACACAUUCGACGGCAACGCGUCUCUAAACGAAGGCAACAGUUCCCUAGGAGCAGCAAUUAUGCCGCCCAAUCAAGCUUCUACGCCCGCGGCCGCGCCCGCCCUCGCGACUAUACCCGUCCACCGCAACCCUCGCAUGGUCUACAAGGCCGAGACCCAAGCGUACUGGACCGGCCGCUUCGUCGCCAUGCAAGACAAGCUGCGCAGCGAGAACCUCCAUGGACGAAACCUAGCAAUCAUCACGACCGCCAUAUCAGGACAGGAGCAACUCCAAGCCUCUGCGCCGAAGCCCAAGCCCGCACCUACCGCUACCCCCGACGCCGCGCUCCCGACUUCCUACAGCAUGGCCUGCAUGCCGGACGUGACUCCCCAGCUCCUCUCGGGCGAUAUGGCCGCCAUCGUCCAGGCCGCGUCGGAAAUGACAGACGAAGACAACCGCACCCGCCGCGUAUUCCGCAACCUGGAGGCGCUUUGCGCGAACCGCUCUGCUCUCGACAGCAUGCACGAGUUCCAACAGGACUACGCGCGUCUCGUUGGCAAGAAGGGUCUCCUCCCGCCCGGCUCGUACUGGGACGACAAGGACAAGGAGAAGGAUAAGAAGGGCUGGGUUGGCCGCAUCUUCAGCGGCAACAAUAGCGGCAGCGGCAGCGGCAGCGGCAAGAAGAAGGGUAAUGGACCGCAGUAG